AUGGAUACAAAAUUGAAGACAGAUAAUGAAAAACAAACAUCCCAAGAUUUGGAAAAUAAAUAUCGAUUACCAACCGAAAGUAAAAACCAAUGGGAAUUACGAAAACAUUUUCUUGAAAAGUAUUGGGAUAAAUAUGAUGAAGAUCGUUUAUUAUGUUUAGCUCAAUGUUAUGUCAAUAUGCGAUGUUUGGGAUGUAAAUAUUCAAAAUCACUUGAUUCAUUAAUUGAAGAACUUGCAAAAGAAAUUGAAUAA
Molecule: messenger RNA, 252 nt
Organism: Rotaria sp. Silwood2
Lineage: Eukaryota; Metazoa; Rotifera; Eurotatoria; Philodinida; Philodinidae
Source: the annotation of a GenBank genome assembly